Messenger RNA from Annulohypoxylon truncatum, 3864 nucleotides. RefSeq names its product APG9-domain-containing protein. NCBI's taxonomy places the organism in Eukaryota, Fungi, Ascomycota, Sordariomycetes, Xylariales, Hypoxylaceae. The record is from RefSeq and is a predicted model, not a curated record. Gene Ontology annotation, biological process: autophagy of mitochondrion; protein localization to phagophore assembly site. Bases 425 to 3202 code for a protein of 925 amino acids. The transcript has 3 exons. Gene Ontology annotation, cellular component: phagophore assembly site; autophagosome.
GGUCGAUUCUACAAUCCAGGGUCCAGAUGACCGCUAUCAACUAUUCCAUUCAUAUCUUCGCUUGUUCUUUGCAAACACUCAUUAUCACAGGACCUAGUACUUUGUGUCAUAACUUCCAACAUGCAAGUAAGAGUUUAAGGUUUUGGGCACCCGCGUUUGUAUGCAUCUCAUAAGGUUCAUAAGGUUCCAGCAGUUAAGCUUUAACUUAGAAACUCAGAGCUUAAGCUCCUUUCGUCACUUCGUCCAUUCACGCAUUCACACAUUCCCUCACCUACUACAUCAACUUUAUUCCUUUUCUCUACCUAUCCCAUUCCCAUCUAAAGUUGUCGAGACGAACAUGAUAAGAUAGAAAAUAGAAGCUUGUUCCCACUAAAGCAGAGAGCCUUACCUAACCACCGCUGCGAUUUACCGAUGAGUCAAAACGAUGCCUCCGAAUCUCUUCUCCCGCCUCGUCCAAUCUAGCGAUAAUCGGACUUUGUACGACCGACUAAGCGACGAUCAUGACGGCGAUAUCGAAGGCACAGCUGGUAUGGACCUAGAUGAACAGAAUCUAGCCCACCAUUUCCACGACGAAGAACUCGAUAAUGCAGAUGGCUUGGGUCUCGAUGAUAGUCACGUCUCCACUCCACGCAGCCCUGUCGCUACCCCAAGAGAUGCUCGUCACGGUACUGUAAGGUCGGGCAGACAAGAUGCGAGACCACGAUGGCUUAUGCACGAAGACGAUGGAGAUAAUGAUGUGCCUGCAUCUCUCCUAGUCGAAGGCCCUGACGCUACGACUCCGAACCCACACCCCCACAGAGCCAGUCCCCGGCAGGCUCGCAAUACCACUAGAUCAAAUCGAAGAAUACAGGCGCAGUGGGAAACUGCGCAGGCACACCAGAGAUUGCAUCAAGAUGAUGAAUACGGUCUGCCUCUUGGCCAACGUCAGGCAGAUGGCACUACGAGGAGAGCAGGUUUCGCUGGCAGUCCUAAAGACAAGGCUAUGUUCAGAUGGGCUAACGUUUCUAAUCUGGACGUCUUUAUUCGGGAUGCCUAUGACUAUUACCUCGGGGCAGGGAUGUGGUGUAUUCUGCUCGAGAGGUUUCUGCAUUUAUUGAAAGUCGUGUUUGUCGCAUCCUUACUCACUUUGCUAUCCCAAUGUAUAGACUACAGCAAGAUUCGAGAGAGUAAGAAUCUGUCGCAAAUCAUGAUCCCUCAGUGCACCAAGAACAUGUGGGGGAUCUGGAACCUGAGUCUGUGGAUCUGUAGUUUCUACUUCAUCUGGAAGACUAUUCAGUGGAUCCUCGACAUACCGCGCCUGAUGCACAUCCGCGAUUUCUUCGUUUAUCUCCUGGAGAUCCCCGAGGAAGAUAUGCAAACCGUCUCUUGGCAAGAUGUCGUAUCUAAGAUUACAGCCUUACGUGACGAGAAUGUCAAGACAGCCACCAACAUAACUCCGUCUCAGCGGCGCUUCCUGUCUAAGCAACUAGGGCAACACAUGGCUAGUCAAUCGAAAGAAAGACUCGACGCUCAUGACAUUGCGAAUAGGCUAAUGAGACGAGAGAACUAUAUCAUUGCUCUCUUCAAUAAGGACAUAUUGGACCUGACAGCCCCGAUUCCAUUUCUGAGCAACAGGCAACUAUUUUCAAAAUCUCUUGAAUGGACUGUUCAGUUUGGUGUUCUGGACCUAGUCUUUAAUGAAGGCGGUCAGGUUCAUCAACGCGUCCUUAAAUCUGACCACAGAGGACAUCUCAGCCGAGAAAUGAAGACAAGAUUCGCUUUUGCUGCGGUCAUGAAUCUCCUCUUUGCUCCCUUUGCUGCCUCCUUUCUCGUCGUCGAUUUUAUCUUCACAUAUUACAACGAAUUCAAAACCAACACUUCAUCUCUAGGAGCAAGACAAUAUACACCGCUCGCGAGAUGGAAGUUUCGCGAGUUCAACGAACUUCCACAUCUGUUCGAAGAACGCCUCAACAUGUCUUACCCUUUUGCAAAGCAUUACAUAGAUCAGUUCCCCAAGAAGAAGACCGAGUCAGCUGCUCGGACAGUCCAGUUCUUUUCCGGAGCUCUCAUCGCUGUUAUGGCCAUCGUGGGAUUCUCCGAUCCAGAAAUGUUUGUGGACUUCGAAUUGUUCCCAGGAAUGAAUGCGUUCGCCUUUGUUGCGCUCCUUACGACUAUAUGGGCUGUCGCCCGUGGUAUGAUAUCCGAGGAGAACGACGUAUUCGAUCCCGAAUUUGCGAUGCAGAACGUCAUCGAAUAUACGCAUUAUCAACCAGAUCAGUGGAAAGGUAGACUUCACAGCUAUGAGGUGAAGGCCGAAUUCUCUGAGCUGUAUAAGGCAAGAAUCAUCAUUUUCCUGGAAGAAAUCAUUGGCGUCUUGGUCACACCCUUGGUGCUUUUCUUUAGUCUGCCAAAGUGCAGCGAUCAGAUCAUCGACUUCUUCCGCGAAUUUACAAUUCACGUCGACGGACUGGGCUACGUAUGCUCGUUCGCCGUCUUCGACUUCCAGAAAGACAAACGUACAACUAGUGGACAGCAACAGCCGCCACAAAACAAUAUAAACGAUGCUCGUGAGGACUAUUAUGCUACCAAACAUGGGAAGAUGCAAGCUUCAGUACACGGCUUCCUUGACAACUACGUCUACCAUCCGAGAACCGGACUGCCAGGCUCCCACGCUUUGGGCCCGGCCGGCCGUCACCAAUUCCACCCUCCGCCCACCUUCCCUGGCUUGAUGUCGCCAACGCUUGCCGCUGAUAUGCACUCAUCACGCAUCGGGCGUAGCGAACGACCGCGGAGCCGAGCACCACCCGGCGCCCAACGCACACCACGCUUCGGGCCGGCCGUUGCCCCGUCGCCAAUGGCAUCUAUGCUCCUCGACCCCCACCACCAGCCCUCCGCCUCCUUCAUCGCUACUGCUCCAGCCAACCGCACCCCGCAACGAGUUCGUCAGCGCGGCCCAUAUCAAGCCGGCAGGGAUAUCAUCGAGGAAUCCCUCGAGGACGGCACCUCGCGCAGCGUCCUCCGUCGCCAGGAUACGGGCUAUACGGAUGACGGCGAUGUCGAGGAGAGUGUGGCACGACUAGGCGAGUCCACGUGGGAAGGCUCGCCUAGGCACGGGCUAAGUCGUGAGGAGAGCACCGCUACGGACGAUGGCGAUGGUCCGGGAGUCGUCGCUAUGCUGAAGCAGUUUCAGCAGGUGCAUAUGGAUUGGCGGGGAGUUAUGUGAAGGAGCCACAUUAUGUUUUUAAUUACUUUUGACUUUGCCUACUUGGUCUUCUUACGAGACAGUCAGGCUAGGCUAGGUUACACUGCUAAGACACAGCAGAGCGAGCCGGGAAUAAAGGGAAGGGAAAGGAGUUCGGGCGGCUGGACUGGGGCUGGGGCUACACUAGGUCACGGCCACAUCAUUAUGGACUGGUUUUGUUUUGUGUGUGUUUUUUUUGGUCGGCGAUUCAGAGCAUGCAUGCAUACAGCAUCCUAGAACUAUGCUAGGGAUAGACCACUACCAAUUUGAUUUUAUUAUCAUAGACCCUGUUGUCGCUGAGUAAUGGAUUUCCCGUAGAUAGGACACCUCAGACUAGUACCUAGGUAAGUACUCAAAGUAGCUAACACCUUUCCCAGAGAAUGGAGAGUCGUGAUAUUUUCAGCUCUAGAGACGCUACCUCACAAGACUAGUUUUCAGCUAGUUCAUACUAGAAUUGUUCGAAGGACAGCUGAUCCUGUUCGUCGUAGUUGAGCUCAGUCUAGUAUAUACUUAUACCAUGAGGAGCAGCUCCUUUUUACACCUAAGUAAAGCUCACACAAUGGUAUUAUGGUCCAUAUCAAUGGUGCCAAUCCCCAUCCUCUCAGGGAAGAUGCAAUAAGGCCCAGGACCACUCGUGCUUGAUC